This is a messenger RNA of Medicago truncatula (barrel medic), 758 nucleotides long. RefSeq lists its product as uncharacterized. The record is from RefSeq and is a predicted model, not a curated record. The transcript has a single exon. NCBI's taxonomy places the organism in Eukaryota, Viridiplantae, Streptophyta, Magnoliopsida, Fabales, Fabaceae. The coding region runs from base 181 to 573 and encodes 130 amino acids.
AUUAAACGUCGUAUUUUUUUAAGGAAAAUUAAACGUGGUAUUAUUUCUUUAAUUAUUCCCUUAUAUUAUAUAUAGACCAAUAAGCAUAGCAUAGUUAAUUCAAGCAACAAUCUUUAUUCAUUAGCAUAAAGUGAGAAAACCAUCAUAAACGUCCUCCUCCAAGUUCAAGCAAUUCAAAACAUGGAAAUAACAAGGUACUUAAGCAGACGGGGCUAUCGGCGUCUCGACUACGGCACAACAACCACCGGCCGACGGAAGAAGAUGCAAAUCAUAAGGAUGAGAAGUCCACGUAGGGAUUGGAAGAUCAGAACAAGCCCAAAGCUAAGAUGGAUGAUAAGAUCACCAUUGAAAUUGUUGACAAAAGUCAAGAAUACGUAUAUGAACUUUAUGUUGAAGUUGGCUGGUAAUGUAGGAGGGGCCUUAAACACUGAUAACAAGUUUGGUAUGAAACGGAUUCCAAAGGCUCGUCAAGUGUCUAAUUCUAAAGGUUAUUCUGGUGAUGCAUUUGAGGCUAGGCUUAUAUUUGAGAUUUCUAAGACCUUGGUUGCUUCACAUGAACUAUAUUCCAUGUAGUAAUUGCUUGUUUCUUUGUUUUCUUUGAAGUUUUGUAAGAGUUUCCACGUGAUUCUCAUUUCCCCAUUAGAGGGUGUUAUGCAAUUGAUUCAAUUGUAUCAUAUUUUCAUUGUCUCAUGAUUGUGCUUUUCACACAUUACGGUAACUUUUCAUACACCUGAACACAAAAGAUAGUGUUGCAAUUU